CUUACAAAGAACCUGAAACCAGGCUUGCUAAAAGGCAGACUGUCCGAGAUAAAAAAGGUUUAUUGCAAAAUAAUGGUUUUAGCAUCUCUUAUCUCUUCUGUCAUACUGCGUGGCUACUUAUCUUACAAAGAACUUGAAACCAGGCUAGCUAAAAGGCAGACUGUCCGAGAUAAGGGUGUUUAUUGCAAAAAGAUUUUUGUGAGA
This is a messenger RNA of Sphenostylis stenocarpa, 204 nucleotides long. NCBI's taxonomy places the organism in Eukaryota, Viridiplantae, Streptophyta, Magnoliopsida, Fabales, Fabaceae. The record is from the annotation of a GenBank genome assembly.